AUGCCUUCCAAACUCCACGCCAUCCUCUCCCUCCCCAAACCGCAGCACUUCGCACCCAAUGCUCAACACGAUGGGCCUUUCCGCUUCAUGGACUUGCCGGCUGAGAUUCGGAAUGAGAUUUAUGAGAUGGCUUUGACGCCGGAGAGGGAGAUUGGAAUGCCGGUGUUGAAGAGGACUGUGAGGCCUUCGGGGGCGUUGACGAGGGUUAAUUCGAGGGUGAGGAUGGAGACGUUGGGGAUGUGGAGGGGGUUGGGAGACGACGACUUCUCACAACGAACCGACUUCAAGAAAGAGUCUGAACCAAUGCUGGAGGCCUUGUAA
Molecule: messenger RNA, 321 nt
Organism: Zasmidium cellare ATCC 36951
Lineage: Eukaryota; Fungi; Ascomycota; Dothideomycetes; Mycosphaerellales; Mycosphaerellaceae
Exons: 2
Coding region: 1-321 (106 amino acids)
Source: RefSeq, a predicted model, not a curated record